GCCAUUUGUUCAAACCUUUGUAAAUUUUAAACUCCAAAAACCCAUCCCAAAAAGAACCAUAGCCAGAAGGGGCCUUAUAGCCACAGUUGCAGGCCCCGUCUGCUCCAUUUCUAACAUGUAAAAAACACAUUAGGAAACUUAGAAGAAAAAGUUACCUCUUUCGGUCUUUUGAGUUUUGUGUAUAAAGAAAACCACAAAGAAAUGGCGUUGGAUGAGGACAAGAAACAGAAAUGCCUCGUCGCUGGUAGUGUCUCGGCUGUGCUAGUGAUCAUGGUUGCCUCGGUAGCUGUCAUAACAUCUAAAAACUCACCCAAUGAUAAUCAGAUCAGGCAAACCACCAAAGCCGUUAAAGCAGUUUGUGCACCUACUGACUACAAAGAUAUAUGCCUCAAAAGUAUAAUGGACGCUUCUCCCAACUCCACAGAGCCUCUCGAACUCAUCAAGCUUGCCAUCAACGUCACUAUCGAAUCCAUCAACCAGGGCCUCAAGAAAGCCUCUAUAGAUGUUAAACCCAAGACUGAUGAAGACCCAGAAGCAAAAGAUGCUUUUGAGCUCUGUGAGAAGCUAAUGUUUGACGCUAUUGAUGAUCUUAAAAAAUGUGUUAACCGUGGGUUCUCAGCUACUCAAAUUGUAGGCUUUGUUGAGGAUCUUCGGGUUUGGCUAAGUGGUGCCAUUGCUUUCCAGCAAACCUGUAUAGAUUCCUUCAAGGAGAUUAAGUCUAAUACUCUUAUGAUUGACAUGCGCAAAAUCUUCAAACCAUCAAAAAGGCUUACCAGCAAUAGCCUCGCCAUGGUUACUGAACUUUCCACCAUUCUCCCAAAUUCCAACGUCACAGGACUAACAAAAGCUCUUUCGAAAUACGCCAGAAAGCUUUUGAAUACAGAAGAAGAUGGUAUCCCAACAUGGGUUAGACCAGAGGUACGGAAGCUCAUGGAAGAAGAAGCACCAACAAAAGAAUUAGAGGCACAACCACCACCACCACCACCACCAGCGAAAACUGAUGCGGUGGUGGCUCAAGACGGAAGUGGACAGUUCAAGACAAUCGCCGAGGCUCUAAACUUUGUUCCCAAAGACAACAGUCCAUUCAUCAUCUACAUCAAAACGGGCAUAUACAAGGAGCAAGUAAAGAUCACAAAGAAAAUGCCUUACGUCACUAUGAUAGGUGAUGGACAAAACUUGACCAUAAUUACCGGCAGCCUCAACUUCGGCAUCGGAAGAGUCAAGACUUUCCUAACAGCCACAGUCACAAUCGAGGGGGAGCACUUUACAGCGAAGGCCAUCGGGAUCGAGAACACGGCAGGACCAGACGGACGCCAGGCGGUGGCGAUGAGAGUCUCAGCGGACUACGCCGUGUUCUACGAAUGCAAAUUCGACGGUUACCAAGACACUCUAUUCGUCCACUCCCAACGCCAAUUCUACCGCGACUGCACCGUCACGGGAACCAUAGACUUCGUCUUCGGCGACGCCAAGUGCAUCCUCCAAAACUCCGUGAUCGUCUUCAGAAAGCCCAAGAAAGGCCAGACGUGCGUCGUGGCCGCUCAGGGGCGCAGCGACAGGCACGAGUCCACGGGGCUGGUGUUCCAGAACUGCCACGUAACGGGAGACGAGGAGUACAUGGCAAUUAGGCCCGCGAAGAAGUCGUUCCUAGGGAGGCCGUGGAAACGGUUCUCGAGGACGAUCAUGCUGAUGUCGGCGCUGGAUGACGUGAUCGAUCCGGACGGGUGGCUUCCCUGGAAAGGUGAGUUUGCGCUGAAGACGCUGUACUACGCUGAGUAUCUGAGUGGUGGGUUUGGAGCGAAUGAUAGCCUUAGAGUUAAAUGGCCUGGUGUCAAGAAUAUAACGGCUGAAGAGGCGCAGUUAUAUACUGGAGGUAGGUUCUUAGGUGGUGACUCGUGGAUCCCUCAUACCCAAGUUCCGUACAUUGCCAACUUGUAGGAGAUUAUUACAAUUUGUACAUGGUUUUUUUUUUUUUUUAAAUGUGUUCUACUGAAACUGUGUUAGAGUGAAGUACCUAAGUUGAACUGAUUAGUGGAUAGAAAUAAUUAAAUAGUGUGUGUACCUUAGUUUACAGUUGCGAGUAUUUAGAAUUUUGAAAAUAUGUGGAUCACUUCUGUUUUGAGAAAUACAUUCAAGCAAAAAUACUUUAAGUCUUUUUCUUUUUUUAUUAGGGAAAUUGGGCUGUAUAACCUUCAAACAAAUUAUAAUUCAUUCACUACCUAAAACCCCUAACUCACCAAUACAACUUGCCUCUUAUAUGUAAGAUUAUCAUAUUGUCCCUCACAUGCAACUGGUGAAACCUGUAAGAAAAAAAAUUGAUUUAAUAAUAAUAAUAUUGAAGCAUAACUCGUGGCCCUUUGAAAAACACACACUCUUUCAUAUGUAAUUUAUUUUGGUGACUUUGCAAAAGAUGAAAGUCUUCUUCCCAGAUUUAUUCUGGAAUUGAUUUCUUCUCACAAGAAGGACAACCAAUUGUGGUAAAUAAGCGACAACUGUUAAGGCGUACACGGUGAGUAGACAAACCAAUUCUUUCAUUUAUUUUUCUCCUUCUCUU
This is a messenger RNA of Brassica napus (rape), 2551 nucleotides long. Its product is annotated as probable pectinesterase/pectinesterase inhibitor 23. Gene Ontology annotation, molecular function: pectinesterase activity; pectinesterase inhibitor activity. Gene Ontology annotation, biological process: cell wall modification. Lineage: Eukaryota; Viridiplantae; Streptophyta; Magnoliopsida; Brassicales; Brassicaceae. The record is from RefSeq and is a predicted model, not a curated record. The transcript has 3 exons. The coding region runs from base 202 to 1935 and encodes 577 amino acids.